CUGCUCGGAUUGGUUAAUAAUGUGUGGCACAUGGUCUAUUAUCACCUGUAGUAGCAAGGUUCUGAACAGAAACGCCGACGGUACAGGCAACAGGUCAGACAGACAAUACCUGCGCGAUUAACGGAAUGCGGUGUUACUAGCACAAAUUCUGUGAAAUUACAGGGAAAGAAAGGUUCUCUAACUUCUAUUACUACCUUGGACUCUCUGGACUUUCAAACCUUCAUCUUUACAAUGCCAAAGAGUGACACAUGGCCCGGUGGCAUCGCCAUAGAGACGAUCACUGGCAUGGACAGUGCAGGCAGCUGUGACAGUGUUGCCAGUAUAAACUCUGGAUUUAGUGACGAUAGCCUCGAGCACCUGUCUGCUGAGGAGAGGGCAUGUCUCAUGUUCUUGGAGGAGACCAUAGAGUCCCUAGAGACUGAGGAGGACAGUGGACUGUCCAAUGAUGAUCCUGACUGCCUGCCCACCCCCAGCAACGUGGCCACCAAGAUGGCCCACCUCUCUGCCUCCAUUGGCCAAAACAAGCUCAACAAUGUAUCAAAAUAUCCCAGUGAUGAGCACGGUUACCUGGUUCCUACUCCGUUCAUCCUGUCCAAGGCCAGGCCAGGCAUACCCCCAAAUAAGGAGAACUCUCACCCAAAGCCCCAGGUCACUGCCUUGGACAACAGGCCAUCUCAGGGCCACCACCCUUGUGUACCCCCUGAGGUCAAUGUUGUGGUGAUUCCCCCUCCAUCAAAGCCCAAAGACUACCCUGGUCAGAGACCACCCCAUUCACCCAGGGGCCCUCUGUCCUAUGAGGCCCUAGUGCAGCUGAGGAAGAGUGCCGCCAUGAAGAGAACCCCUCAAUGUGCCACAGCUGAGACCAGAGACUGGAACAAGCAGCCCUCUUCAUCAGCCGUUCCCAUUCACCUGCACCAUGGGAGCACACCCAGAGACCCCUCAGUCAGCCCAGCCCAGGGCACACUCCCCCAGGAGCCCAGCAAGCACAAGGACAGUCCUCCAGUCGUGUUCCCAAAACCCCCCAAAAUACCCUCCCACAUUGCCCUGAAUACCCGAAAGGGUACAGCCAACCCCACCACAGACUGCAGUGCCCCUUCCUUGAGCUCAUCACCCACAGACAGGCAUUUGUCAGACCCCCAGAAGGUGAGAAAGGAGGCCUUGCAGAAGCUGGGGCUCCUGAGAGACAUUAAUGAGUCCCAACCUAAGUCUGUUACGCCACUGUGCUCCUCCAAAUCGCACUCCACCUGGGACCUAACUUCAGCCAGUGUGGGAGUUAAAGCUUCACCCCACAGUAACUCAACAAGAAGCCAGCCCUCAACCUCCUCCCAAGGACCCAGAGAACCUAACAGCAGGCCAGUACAAAGCAGCAGCUUCCUCCAUCGCUCUAGGAGUGAGGAGCAGCCCCCCAUACCGCUCUCACACCUGGCCCAACCUAGUGGGGUCAAAGCUGCCACCCUAGAGCGCUCUGGGGUGGGGCUUGGGAGCUACGUGGACGACCACAGGAAACCUCCCCAGGAUGGACGUUGCACUCCACCUGCUCCCAUCAAAGCCCCAGAGCAGGUGAAAACAACCCUUGCUGCCCAGCCAGUGUCCCCCCACAAGACUCCGCACUGCCCGGGCUUCAGUGUGGUGAUGGUACCAAGCAUGGGAGAAGACAGACGAGAGGCUCUUAGGAAGCUGGGGCUGCUGAAAGACUAGGCCCGGAGAGAAGGUAGCCGUAUCGCAGCAUAAAGAGGGGAUUGAAUUUGAUUUCGGUAAAUAUUUUUAGCACUGGUUUAUCAGGAAAAUACUUUCUUCCUUUUCUGCCUGUAAAACCUGUUAAUGCAGUUUUUAAUUUUCAUGUCAGUUGUUUAAUAACAUGAUAUUUGUAAAUUGUUUUAAGAGUUUUGCUGUCACAGAAACAGUCACUGCACACUUAUACAGCUGAUCAGAGGAAUGAAUGCAACAGGCUUAUUCAUCAUAUUUUUGGUAUAAUUGCUGUGUAACAGACUGUGUUCAUGGUAUGCUUGAGAUGAGAACAGGUAUUUGACCAUACACUAAAAAGUAUUUUUGUGUCA
Coregonus clupeaformis (lake whitefish) is the source of this 2057-nucleotide messenger RNA. RefSeq names its product specifically androgen-regulated gene protein-like. The transcript has 4 exons. Bases 232 to 1698 code for a protein of 488 amino acids. NCBI's taxonomy places the organism in Eukaryota, Metazoa, Chordata, Actinopteri, Salmoniformes, Salmonidae. The record is from RefSeq and is a predicted model, not a curated record.